GGAUAGGAUUCUGUGAACGACGCGAGAUGGCAAUACCGUACGAACGAUUGUUGGCCUGAUGGCGAAGUACGGAUACAACAGAAACUGACAUGAACUCUGCGAGCAAGGUUGGUGAGAUUUUCACUGCAGCCGGAGCAGCGUUUAACAAGCUCGGAGAGUUGACUAUGCAAUUACAUCCAACGACGGACUCACCGGCAGGUAAAUGGACUGACGAGGAAAUUGAGAUGCUCCGUCACUCGGUAAAGACCUUCAGCGAAGACUUGAACAAAAUAAGUGAACACAUCAAGGGACGAACGGUCUCUCAAAUUCGGACAACGUUAAAGAAGAAAGCGUUCGAAGAAGCGGGAAUGCCGAUCAGACAACAAAUGCUGUCCCAGCAAUCAACGCAACAAUCGACGGUUGUCCAGCAACAACAAGUAUCCAAACAACAGGCAGCGAACCAAGGAUUAAUGGGAAAAUCGGCGGAAGUAACGUUGAAUAUGUUGAAUGCGCCUGAAUCGGAAGUGGACGUUGAAGGAUUACCGGAAGAGUGUCAAGUGAAGCUCGAGUUUGAGGGCGCGACGGAAGAAGUAGCUUCUUAAGGGUUGUAACCUGGCGAAUACAACUUUCAUAUAUCGAUCUCUAAAUUUAAGAUAAUAUUCAUAAAAAGUACGCUUAGAUUUAAGUGAUAAUUAUGUACAUUCGCUGAUA
Molecule: messenger RNA, 690 nt
Organism: Megachile rotundata (alfalfa leafcutting bee)
Lineage: Eukaryota; Metazoa; Arthropoda; Insecta; Hymenoptera; Megachilidae
Product: BPTF-associated chromatin complex component 1
Cellular component (GO): NURF complex; MLL1 complex
Source: RefSeq, a predicted model, not a curated record